GUCCCAGAAGGCGCCGGGCCAUUCACAAAGCGCAGCGCUUCUCGCGCAUGCGCAGUCAGCAGUCUCUGGUCAUCCCCUGCACUGUCUGCAGUCUCUGGUCAUCCCCUGCACUGUCUGCAGUCUCUGGUCAUCCCCUGCACUGUCUGCAGUCUCUGGUCAUCCCCUGCACUGUCUGCAGUCUCUGGUCAUCCCCUGCACUGUGUCCGCAGUCUCUGGUCAUCCCCUGCACUGUGUCCGCAGUCUCUGGUCAUCCCCUGCACUGUGUCCCGCAGUCUCUGGUCAUCCCCUGCACUGUGUCCGCAGUCUCUGGUCAUCCCCUGCACUGUGUCCGCAGUCUCUGGUCAUCCCCUGCACUGUGUCCGCAGUCUCUGGUCAUCCCCUGCACUGUGUCCGCAGUCUCUGGUCAUCCCCUGCACUGUGUCCGCAGUCUCUGGUCAUCCCCUGCACUGUGUCCGCAGUCUCUGGUCAUCCCCUGCACUGUGUCCGCAGUCUCUGGUCAUCCCCUGCACUGUGUCCGCAGU
Molecule: messenger RNA, 521 nt
Organism: Staurois parvus
Lineage: Eukaryota; Metazoa; Chordata; Amphibia; Anura; Ranidae
Source: the annotation of a GenBank genome assembly